AUAAUAAUAAUAAAAACUUCUUUUCUUUCAUGUAUUCUUCACCUCCAAAACACGCCCAUAUCCUUAUUGUAGGAGCAGGUUGCUUUGGUCUUUCUACAGCUUAUGCUUUAUCAUUGGAUAAAGAAAAACACUAUAGAAUUACCAUGUAUGAUAGAGGAGAGUCUGUGCCUGUAUCAGAUGCUGCAUCCACAGAUAUUAGUAAAGUAGUUCGUAUUGAUUAUGGACAUCAAAGACUCUAUACAGAUCUCGGGAUAGAAGCCAUUGAUGCUUGGCAUGCAUGGAACAAAGAAGUCUCUGAGCCUUUGUUUCAUCAAGUAGGUGUCUUGGCUUUUUCUUCAGGUGGAGAAUACAGUCCACUUGAAAAGGACAAUCUAAAGACAAUAGAAGAAGCCGGUUAUGGGGAUGCCAUUGAACGAUUGACAGCAAGUCAAAUCAAGCAGCGAUAUCCUUUCUUGUCUGAUACAGUGAACAAUGGUUAUGAUAUAGCUUAUUUUAACAAGUUGGGAGGCUGGUGUAAUUCAUCAGAGGCCAUCAAGCACUUGUAUGCCAAAUGUGUUCAAAACAAUGUCGAGUUUGUAUUGGGUAAAGAAACAGGUUGCUUUACUCAACUUGUGACUGAUCCUCACAACACACGCUCAGUCAUUGGCAUCAAGACAAAGGAUGGUCUUGUUCAUUAUGCUGACCGCGUCAUAAUAGCAGCAGGUCCUUGGACUUCUAGUCUAAUUGAGAUGCAUCAUCAAGUGAUGGCAACAGGUCAAAUCGUGGUUCAUUUUCAACUUUCUGAAAAAGAGAAACAACAACUCAAAGAUCUGCCCAACUGGAGUGGUGAUGUCUCUCGUACUGGAUUCUAUGGGUUUCCGUAUAAUAAAGAUGGUAUUCUUAAAGUAGGAAAGCAUGCCAGAGGUUAUCUGCAUCCACGUCCAAACGAUGGUAUCUCUGUACCACGUACACAGUCUUCUCAUCCAGGAGACACGAUUCCUCAAAGUGCAUUGGAUGAAUUUAGAGAUUUCUUGGACGCGUUUCUUCCCAUCACGACAGCAUUGGAUAUUGUCUAUUCGCGUGUAUGUUGGUAUUCGGAUUCGAUCGAUGGUGAUUUUGUGAUUGGGUGUCAUCCUGAUUAUGAUGAUCUUGUAGUUGCAGCAGGUGAUUCAGGUCAUGCUAUGAAGUAAGUCUAUGCAUAGAGAUACAUCAACUCAUCUUUUAGGUUUCUUCCUAUUAUUGGUUACAAGAUUCAAGAUGUCAUUGAAGCAAGACAAACAAGAUAUACAGAUGCUUGGGCAUGGCGUCAUAAACAGCCAGACAAAGACUUUUUCAAUCGACCUUUGUUAGUUCAGGAUGAGAUGGCAACACUCGAUCAACUCCAAUCUAAAAAAAAAUAUAAAAUAAAAUAAAAAAGAAACGCGUCAAUCAACGACGUGACUGUACC
This is a messenger RNA of Gilbertella persicaria, 1426 nucleotides long. Its product is annotated as FAD dependent oxidoreductase. Bases 30 to 1169 code for a protein of 379 amino acids. The record is from RefSeq and is a predicted model, not a curated record. Gene Ontology annotation, molecular function: flavin adenine dinucleotide binding; sarcosine oxidase activity. The transcript is spliced from 3 exons. Lineage: Eukaryota; Fungi; Mucoromycota; Mucoromycetes; Mucorales; Choanephoraceae.